Molecule: messenger RNA, 1416 nt
Organism: Schistosoma curassoni
Lineage: Eukaryota; Metazoa; Platyhelminthes; Trematoda; Strigeidida; Schistosomatidae
Source: the annotation of a GenBank genome assembly
AUGAUAGAAACAAAUUCGGAAACCACAAUCUCUUCGAAGGAUAUAGAUUUGCGUAUAAAUUUGACCAACCCUGCUGAUAAUGAAAAGGGAUCACUUCACGCUUACCAGAAGAGAUAUCUGUCAUCCAACAAAGAUGUCGACUACCGAACUUACUUGCCACGAGUUCAAAUGGAUUCUAUACGGAAAGAAUACUGUCUUACUGGAAAUCAAUCAUUUAUUAAAACUUCGUGUGUUACCGCAUAUGAAUGUAAUCAGCCUUUCGUAGACAGGAAAUGGUAUUCUUCACAACAUAGUGAGCAGUCCUUAAAUCUGAAAAAUAAUGGUUCUGCGCGAUCUAGUCCUAACAAUUCGCUACCUGAAAGGAAGUGGCAAGAUAAACAGUCCGAUUCGUUCAAUCUACCAACAAUUAAUGCUAGCAAUUCAUUUUCUGUGCGCUCAAGUGAAAAUGUCAUACCGAAAUUAACUAACAACCUAUCUGUUUCAAAGAGUAAACGGACAAGAUCAUUGCUGAAAUACUGGAAUAGUUUUGAUCCUGAGCAAAUCCAUUACGGUGUACAUCGCUCCCAUUCACAUAGACAACAGCAACGUAUUUUCAGUCCUAUGGCUAGUUUAUGGAAAGCUAUGCAAAAUCAAAGUCAAAUAAUGGUUAUGACUCGUGGUUUAAAAGAGCCUCGUGCUUCAAUUAUUGGCAAUUUAAUUGCUUUUGAUCGUUAUUGGAAUUUAAUUCUAAAGAAUGUGACUGAAUAUUCUGUUCAUCUUCCGAAAUCAGCUUUGAAAGGUAAUGGAAAACCGGGACGAAGUAAAAAGCGACGGGAACAACGUUUACGAAAGUUUCAACGAAAUAAUAACGCUUUAUUUCAAUUGAAAGAAUGUUCAAAUUUAUGCCAUUCUCCAUCUAAUCAAACUGAGGUUCAGCUGAAAGAUAACCAACCAUUAGAAAUCGGACAAUUAUUUCCUGAUCAGUAUGGUGAUCAUGAUCAAGAUGGGAUUGUGGAAAAAGAAGCACGUGAUGAUGAAAUUAGUAGAUUGAGACCUUUUCGUCUACUUGGUAAAUCCCCCUUAUCUGAUACAAAUGAUCAUGAUGAUCAGUCUGUCAAAAAAUGUGAUCAGAUUGAUAAAAGUGUUUUAGUGAAUAUUCAUAAUCAUUUAGACGAGAAUAAUAAUAAUUGUUUUUAUCAUAAAUCGUCAAAUUGGACAUCAUCUAUGGUUAAUUUGAAUGAACGAAAUAUGUCUGAAUUGUCUGAUAUCUCACUUUGGUAUAGUUUACAAACUCGUCGAAAACAUCCUUUGACUGAAAAACAAGAUAAUCAACAAAAUGAAAAAAUUCACAUUGAUGAUGAGGAUGAUGACAACGAACAACAAUUAUUUAUUCGUGGUGCUAAUAUCAUUUUAGUACGAAUUAUUUCUGAGAAUUAA